AUGGAUAAUGUCGGAAAUGGCACGCAUGUGGCAACACGCGAUCUGGAGAAAGUCUCUGGUAGUGCGGAAGCUGUUUGGGACGAGGCGUUCCUUGUCACCUUCGACCAGAAUGAAGCCCAGAACCCCUUGAAUUGGACCAAGAAGCGAAAAUGGGGGGUCACCGCGGCCAUCUCUGGCACGGGCUUUGUCCGCAUCAUGGUGUCGACAAUGAUGGCGCCGUCAAUCGAUACCAUGGCCGAGGAGUUGGAUACGUCCAUUACCGAGUCCACCAUGGCAUUGUCGGUCUAUCUUUUGGCAACAGCGUUUGGGCCACUCAUCAUCGGCCCUGUAUCCGAAAUCUAUGGAAGAAAGUCGAUUUUCCACAUUACGAAUAUCUGGUUCCUAGUCUGGAAUUUGGUCUGCGGCUUUGCCCACUCCAAGGGCCUGCUCAUGGCCGCUCGUCUUCUCGCUGGAUUUGGCGCGAGUGCAGUGUACAGUCUGGGGUACGGCGUGCUGGGAGACGUGUGGUCAGCGGAGCAGAGAGGACGGUCACUCAGUCUAUAUUUGCUCAUUCCCCUAACAGGGUCUGCUGUCGGACCCAUCGUCAGUGGUUUUAUUGUUAAAUAUUCCACCUGGCGAUGGAUGUUCUGGUCGACCGCCAUUCUCCAACUCACCCUCGACCUCUCCUCGCUUUUAUUCCACGAGAGUUACGCACCACUUCUCCUCCGUCGCCGAGCUGAGGAAUUGCGCAGUAACACGGGCGGUUCGCGUUACCACGCAGCGAUCGAAAUGCGCGAAGCAGGCCUUUCACCCCCGAGGAAGUUGAGUCGGAGCCUGUCCCGUCCCUUGCGUUUGCUGGCAUUCCAUCCAAUCAUUCAAAUGCAGGCUAUUCUGGAGGGCAUUGAUUACGGUCUACUUUACUUCGCCUUGAGUUCUUUUUCUGCUCUCUACGUCGCAGCGUACGGUGAAUCGGUUGAAAUAUCCGGACUCCACUACAUAGUCAUCUGCAUCGGCACGGUCUCGGGCUCUCAGCUCUGCGGCCCGCUCAUGGAUUAUGCCUAUCAGAGACUGAGCAGCAACACUGGCGAAACCCAAAUACCUGAGCUUCGCAUACCACUUCUACUCCCCGGAGCUCUCAUCACCCCCAUCGGCUUUCUUCUCUAUGGCUGGGCCGCGCAAUAUCACCUGAUUUGGGUGGUCGUCGACGUCGGGGCAGCCUUGUUGUCCCUCGGUAUGCAAAUAUUUGACACCACCCUGCAUGCAUAUGUCAUGGAUUCCUACCCCGAGCACGUCAGUUCGGCAUCGGCUGCAACGCAGGUGUUGCGGAGUCUGUUGGCUUUCGCGUUCCCAUUAUUAUCUAACAGUCUUUACGACUCCCUCGGAUAUGGGUGGGGGAACAGCCUGUUGGCGUGUUUAUCGAUUGGCAUCGCGCUGCCCGCGACCGGCAUCCUUUGGCGCUGGGGUGCCACACUGAGGGGGAGGCAGCAGUCCAGCUAUUGA
Messenger RNA from Aspergillus oryzae RIB40, 1479 nucleotides. Its product is annotated as MFS transporter. Bases 1 to 1479 code for a protein of 492 amino acids. Gene Ontology annotation, molecular function: transmembrane transporter activity. The transcript has 2 exons. Gene Ontology annotation, biological process: transmembrane transport. The record is from RefSeq and is a predicted model, not a curated record. Gene Ontology annotation, cellular component: membrane. Lineage: Eukaryota; Fungi; Ascomycota; Eurotiomycetes; Eurotiales; Aspergillaceae.